Branchiostoma floridae (Florida lancelet) is the source of this 1181-nucleotide messenger RNA. Its product is annotated as uracil-DNA glycosylase-like. The coding region runs from base 227 to 1021 and encodes 264 amino acids. The transcript is spliced from 5 exons. Gene Ontology annotation, biological process: base-excision repair; base-excision repair, AP site formation via deaminated base removal. The record is from RefSeq and is a predicted model, not a curated record. Lineage: Eukaryota; Metazoa; Chordata; Leptocardii; Amphioxiformes; Branchiostomatidae. Gene Ontology annotation, molecular function: uracil DNA N-glycosylase activity. Gene Ontology annotation, cellular component: nucleus; mitochondrion.
CAACUCAGCCUAUUGGGGAGUUUCGACCAACUGUGGUCCCUCUGCGUAGGAGAACGGGUAAAAUGGAUCAUUGUAAUUUGUAAUUAUGAAUACACAGUGGACAUAUCACUGUUAAAAACAGCUAAAACAUUCAGUAUCUGCAUGAUGGCUGUUAGAUUUGAGUCUAUGUCUCUGUGUUUUAUGUCCAAGUAUUUUACCAGUACGUUGACAGUGCGCACACUGACCCAUGCCUCCUAAGAAGAGAAAAGCUGUUGCGGAAUCAACUUCCAAGGCUAAAGUGGCAAAGAAGAAUGAUUCAAAAGGAAAAGAAAAGAAAGGUGGAGCAUCUUCAGCAGGUUCCUUGGAUCUGUCCUCAUUUCUUAAAGAUGACACGUGGAAGGAAAGACUGAAGGAAGAAUUUGAGAAAGAUUACUUUAAGGGCAUUGAGGAAUCCUUGUCUGCUGACUAUGCAAAAGGAGAGGAAAUUUUCCCACCAAAGGAUCUUAUCUUCAAUGCGUUCAACCUUACACCAAUAGACAAGGUUAAGGUGGUUCUCCUUGGACAAGACCCUUACCAUGAUGUUGACCAGGCACACGGAUUGUCCUUCUCAGUCCGUCCUGGUGUGAAGAUUCCUCCUUCUCUCAAAAACAUCUACAAGGAGCUGAGUUCUGACAUUCCAGGAUUUACCGCUCCCCAUCACGGCUGUCUGGAGAAGUGGGCUAAAGAAGGAGUCCUACUUCUGAACGCUACUCUAACUGUACAGGCCCACAAGCCAAACUCCCACGCUAAGAUUGGCUGGCAGAAGUUCACCGAUGCUGCCAUCAAGGCUGUGAGUGACCACACCCAGGGGGUGGUGUUUCUACUGUGGGGAGGGUUUGCUCACAAGAAGGAGAAACUAGUGGACAUGACCAAACACCGAGUGGUCAAGACUGCCCACCCGUCCCCACUGUCCGCCAGCAAGUUCAAGGACUGCAAGUGUUUCUCAAGGGUUAAUUUGGCCUUGAAGGAACUUGGUAAAGAAGAAGUAGAUUGGUCCUUAUAAUUUAUCAAAUUCAAGCGAGUUUUUGUUUACAUCCGAGGUAUAUUUAACAACUCGUAAGCAAAGGAUUAUAGCAGAUUGGAUUAAGCAUUAUUAUCAUUGUUGUUCGAAUUAGCAGAUCAGAUCUGUAAUUGAUUAUAUAUACUAAGUGAAUAUUUUUAAU